UUGGAAAGAUCAGAGAUCGAGAGAUGGGAAAGAGCGUGGGGGAGUUGGGAGUGGAGGAGUUGGUGAAUGCAGGAGGCCUAAGAGUGGAAGAAGGCAAUGAAUUGUACCAUGCUUUGAGGGAUAUCCUUUCUGAGUUUCAGUCUCCUUCACACAUAUGGCGCCAAAUUGUGACUCGGAGACUGCUCAAACCAUCCUAUCCACACUCCUUGCAUCAGCUUCUCUACUACUCUGUUUAUCACUCUCAACAUUCUUCCCUCCCACUCUAUUGCUUCCCUUCUCUAGAUCAAUCCAAACGCUCCAACCUAGGCCGUCUCAUGGAAAAACAUGGACCUGAGCUUUUAGGACCUUCCUACAAAGACCCUAUUACUAGUUAUCCUCUAUUUCACAAGUUUUCUGUUCAACACCCUCAGCUUUACUGGUCCCUUGUUCUCAAGGAACUUUCAGUUUCCUUUGUUGAACCUCCCAAGUGCAUUUUAGAUACUUCUGACCCUUCUAAACAUGGAGGGACUUGGCUCCCCGGUUCUGUCCUCAACAUUGCUGAUUGCUGUUUGCAACCCAGUUCACACCCCCACAAAACAGAUGACACUUUAGCCAUCGUUUGGAGAGAUGAAGGUUUCGAUGAUUCCGAGGUUAAUCAUAUCACGCUCAAACAACUCCGCCACCAAGUGAUGUUGGUAGCCAAAGCAAUAGAUGCCACAUUCUCAAGGGGAGAUGCAAUUGCAAUUGACAUGCAAAUGACAGCCAAUGCCGUAAUAAUCUAUUUAGCCAUUGUCCUAGCAGGAUGUGCUGUGGUCUCAAUAGCGGAUAGCUUUGCACCAAAAGAAAUUGCAACUCGCCUCCGUGUUUCCAAAGCAAAGGGUAUUUUCACACAGGAUUUCAUAGCAAGAGGUGGCAGGAAAUUCCCUUUGUACAGUCGAGUCAUUGAGGCGGCUACAUGUAAAGUUAUUGUGCUCCCUGUGAUGGGUGAAGAUGUAGGAGUACAAUUACGAGAACAAGACUUAUCAUGGAAAGGUUUUCUCUCUUCUGCCAAUCAGACUCAGAAUCCCAGGUCUGAUCAUUACUCUCCAAGCUAUCAAUCAGUUGAUUCUGUCACUAAUAUACUAUUCUCUUCUGGAACCACAGGGGAUCCAAAAGCUAUUCCUUGGACUCAACUUGCACCAAUACGAAGUGCUGCUGAUGGAUGGGCUGCCAUUGAUAUUAAACCUGGAGAUGUGUAUUGCUGGCCUACAAAUUUAGGAUGGGUGAUUGGACCAACAGUAUUGUAUCAUUGCUUUCUAACUGGUGCAACUCUGGCUUUGUACCAUGGGUCUCCUCAAGGUCGUGAUUUUGGAAAAUUUGUUCAGGAUGCAGGUGUCACCAUUUUGGGAACAGUUCCAAGCUUAGUAAAAGCUUGGAAGAGUACACAAUGCAUGGAGGGCUUGGAUUGGACAAAGAUAAAAACAUUUUGUUCCUCUGGAGAAACAUCAAAUGUUGAUGAUGAUCUAUGGCUUUCUUCAAAAGCUUAUUACAGUCCAAUUGUUGAAUUGUGUGGAGGCACUGAGCUUGCAUCUAGCUACAUUGCAGGAAGUCCCUUGCAGCCUCAAGCUUUUGGAGCAUUUAGCACAGCAUCAAUGACAACUGGUUUUGUCAUUUUAGACGAAAAUGGAGUUCCUUAUCCAGAUGAUGUUGCUUGUGUUGGGGAAGUGGGCUUAUUUCCUCUCUCUCUGGGAGCAUCUGACAGAUUGCUUAAUGCUGAUCAUGAGAAGGUUUACUUUAAGGGAAUGCCCAUUUAUAAGGAGAAGAUUCUUAGGAGGCACGGAGAUAUAAUAAAAAGAACAGUUGAUGGAUAUAUUGUUGUGCAAGGGAGGGCUGAUGACACCAUGAAUCUUGGUGGAAUAAAGACAAGUUCAGUAGAAAUUGAGCGUGUCUGUGAUGGAGCGGAUGAAUGCAUUCUGGAGACAGCUGCAGUUGGUGUUGCAAUUGCAAAUAGAGGCCCAGAACAACUGGUUAUAUUUGUAGUUUUAAAGGAAGGAUACAAUUCAAGUGCAGAAACUCUAAAGAUGAAAUUCACUAAAGCUAUUCAAAGCAACCUUAACCCUUUGUUUAAGGUAAGCCUUGUUAAAAUUGUGCCAGACUUUCCUCGAACAUCUUCCAACAAAAUACUGAGGAGAGUAAUGAGGGAUCAAAUGAAGCUCCAGCUAUCAGUUCAGAGCAGACUUUAGUGACACCAUUAAUUCUCAAAAGACCAGCGCAUAGCAGACACCAACAUUCAGCAUCUUCAUGUGGAAAAAUAAGUGAAGGAUUAUUUGGUUUGAGGGAUGAACAUGAUAGAUAGUCCUUGGAAUUGGUAUGCAGAUUUUCACUGUAAUAUAGCAUAGACUAUUUAUUAGUUGAAGUCCUUGGUGUGUAAUCAAAGGCAAAAGCUAAGAAAAGAAGUGCUACCUGUGGUGGGUGAAAAUAUAAGAGAUGUAAUAAUAUAAAUAUUUUUAAGUACAUGUAGCAAAAAAUAAGUAUAUCUGGUUGUAGAAUUACAAUCAUUCAAUGCUCUAUACGCAAUUCACCUUUAUAUAAUAAAAUAAAGUCUUUUUUUU
Glycine soja is the source of this 2570-nucleotide messenger RNA. RefSeq names its product probable acyl-activating enzyme 18, peroxisomal. Bases 24 to 2201 code for a protein of 725 amino acids. The transcript is spliced from 14 exons. Lineage: Eukaryota; Viridiplantae; Streptophyta; Magnoliopsida; Fabales; Fabaceae. The record is from RefSeq and is a predicted model, not a curated record.